CGAGCGGCCCUACGAGUGUCCGCACUGCGACCGCCGCUUCUCCAUGCCUAGCAACCGCGACCGGCACAUCGUCGUGCACACGGGCGAGAAGCGCUACCAAUGCCAGCACUGCCACCGGCGCUUCACGCAGAGCAGCGCCGUCAAGCUGCACAUCCAGACCGUGCACCUCAAGAUCCCCUACGCGCCCUGGGACAAGAAGAACCGCAAGCGGCGCAAGGAACUAGAAGGCACGUCGGCACCUGUGAGUACCGUAGACCCGGUAAGCGCGUCUUUUCCCACCAACCCUCACAAGCUGAUCCUGGAAGCGCAGAGCGACUAUCUCAACGCGUACAUCACUUAUAACGACGAGUAGUGUGUGGGAACGAUCAUAAUAAAGCCUUGGUUACACCCAAGCGGAGAG
Ostrinia nubilalis (European corn borer) is the source of this 400-nucleotide messenger RNA. Its product is annotated as zinc finger protein egl-43-like. The record is from RefSeq and is a predicted model, not a curated record. Gene Ontology annotation, biological process: regulation of transcription by RNA polymerase II. The coding region runs from base 44 to 352 and encodes 102 amino acids. Gene Ontology annotation, molecular function: RNA polymerase II cis-regulatory region sequence-specific DNA binding; DNA-binding transcription factor activity, RNA polymerase II-specific. The transcript is spliced from 3 exons. Lineage: Eukaryota; Metazoa; Arthropoda; Insecta; Lepidoptera; Crambidae.